Engraulis encrasicolus (European anchovy) is the source of this 5342-nucleotide messenger RNA. RefSeq names its product KN motif and ankyrin repeat domains 1b (gene kank1b). Gene Ontology annotation, molecular function: protein binding. The transcript is spliced from 12 exons. Gene Ontology annotation, cellular component: cytoplasm; cytoskeleton. The record is from RefSeq and is a predicted model, not a curated record. Bases 473 to 4609 code for a protein of 1378 amino acids. Gene Ontology annotation, biological process: negative regulation of actin filament polymerization. NCBI's taxonomy places the organism in Eukaryota, Metazoa, Chordata, Actinopteri, Clupeiformes, Engraulidae.
UUCAUAAAUUAACAUUAAGUAGGUACGUGUUAAGGUGUUGGUGAAAGGUGCAUUUACUUACUUCACGGGCAGUUUUGACUUAAUGACGUGCUUUACAUGACUUUGAAUAAGCUGUAUUUAUGGUGCCAGGCAGGCCCCACGCGUGUAAUCCACACAGGCUACAGCAACAACACACUGGACCAGGUCGCACGACUUGCACCAUGGGGGCUGGGGAGAUUAGUUAAUUGAUCAAAGCACAUGAGGCAUUCCAUGGCUGUUUAGAAUGCAGGAUUUUGUGGAUUUCAGUUAAGACACUUGGAAAAUGUUGUUUUCCACUGACUAGGUGAACAACACGAACAAAAAGGUUUUGUUUCAGUGAGCUCCUUGGGAAAAUGGCCAGUAGUCUGAAUCACCAAGUAAAGGCAUGUAAAAUACUGUAAGGUUGGGGUGAAGAUGACAUGAGCUGUGGAGGAUUGCCCUCGUCACCCCAAACAUGGCCCACAGCACAUAUUACUACGCCAAUGCCUCAGGUAACCCCGAGUCCACUGUUGGCAGUAAGCACAGUAGCGUUGCAUAUUCUCUGGACACCCCAUAUGGUCACCAGAUUGACCUUGACUUUCUGCAGUACGUGGACAGUAUUGAAAACGCUGACAAUAUUCGGCGUCUCAGCCUUCAGAGGUGCCUGCGGGCAGCCAAUCACCACGUGCUAGAACCUCAGGGCGGGCUGUCCAAUCACGCGCCGGAACCUCAGGGCAGACUAGCAGGCCCCACCCAGUGGACCUCCUCAGAGUCUCUCUCCUCCGUCAGCAGCAGCGAUGAAGUCCGCCGAGCCUCAUUCUCCUCCUCGUCCUCGUCUUCGUCCUCUAUGAGCCACAGGAGGCCCCCGCUGCCCCCUUCCCACUCCUCCCCCUCCCUCGCCCCGGGGGGCAGGGAUGUCAACGAGGCCUCUCAGACGCCGCCUGUGGUCGCCCCAGUCGCCUCUCAGAGGACUCUGGAGGGUAAGCCGCCUCCGGCCAACCGCUCCCCUGCCCUCCCGAGAUCCAACCCCCAUGUGGAGCGCACCUUGCUGGAGACGCGAAGGCGCCUGGAGCAGGAGAAGGCGGCCCUGCUGGCCUCAUCAUCCACAUCCAUCGCCACCGCCGCCGCCACCGCUCCAGAGCCCCAUCCUAGGCGUAGGCUCGCCAGCUUCGGAGGCGUCGGAUCCAGUGGUUCCUUGUCACCCUACACCAGCUGGAAGGCUCUCAACCAGAGCCUGCAAACUGGCAGUGCCAAGCUCAGCAUCGCUGAGCAACCUGGGCCUAUGGCCUCCAUGGGGGUGACAGGUGUUGGUGGUGGGGGGUCGCUGAGGCACAGUCCACUGAGCUCGGGCAUGGCCACCCCGGUCACGGGCACGAGCUCCGUCCACCUGCAGAUGGUGCGCGAUCAGAUGAUGGUGGCCCUGCAGAGGCUGAAGGACCUGGAGGAGCAGGUGAAGGCCAUACCUGUGUUGCAGGUGAAGAUCUCCGUCCUGCAGGAGGAGAAGAGGCAGCUGGUCUCCCAGGUCAGGCGGCUGAAGGGCGAGGAGGACACCGACGACGGCGCGGCGUCCUCCUCGUCAUCAGCGUUUCGGAAGAGGGCUCACAGCACGGGUUCGGCCGAGCAGCUGGAGACGCAGCGCACUCGCCUCAGGAAGGAGCCGGAGGGGGAGACCACCACCACCACCACCCCCACCAGCAGCAGCAGCAGCAGCAGAGACGACGCGGACGUCCUGAAGACCAUUGCCACCACGGGCCUGCUGGAGUUCAGGCAACUGGCGGCCGAGAUGCAGGCCCUGGAGAAGAAAAUCAAAGACGCGCGGCUAGAGAGUCGACAAGGGUCGAGCGCCAACAACAAGUCGUCGUCUCACACCAGGAGCCACCGGUCGGUUGCGGUUGGAGACGACCUGCCCUUGAAGGACAUAACGAGCCAGUUCGACCGUCAGAGCUCUGCAAGAUCCACCAUAGACGCGGCCACGGAGGCGGAACUGGAGACUAGGUCCACGGUAACGGGGGUCUCCGAGUCCAUGCUCGGAGCAUCAUCAGCAGCAUCAUCACCAGAGGAGCUAGUAUCCCAGCAACGCACCAUCCACAUGCUCAAGGACCAAGUGAGGCGCUUGGAAGCAGAGCUGAAGGACGCUGCUUUACAGAAGGAGAUUGGUCUGCUGAGGAGCGAGCUGCGCAACGCAGGUCGCUCCACGGACAAGAGCUCCACGGCCCGGCCCACGACACACAGCGCGUCUUCCCAGGCCGGGGCUCAGACGCGCACCGUGGGGGUCGGGGUCCAGCCGAGCUCCAGGGAUGCCUCCACAGAAGACGCGGGGCGAAGGGAAGGUUGGCAGGGGGUUGACGUGGGGGUGUCUUGCACUCCACAGGUGCGUAGCGUGGCCGCAGGUCACAACGCCCCUAUGGAUCGCUGGGUCGUACAGGAGAAGGUGGAGAUGUGCGAGAAAGGUGUAGGGGACUAUGUUUCCACGCUCUGCAGUCAGGGUGUGGGUACGGAAGUUAGUGUGUGUGAGGCAGGGGUGCUUACGGAUGAGACAAUGGUGACCCUAAGCCGGUUGGUACAGAAAGCAGAGCAGCGGACAAUCGGAUGUGGGGACUGCACGGUGGAUGUGACCGUGACCCCACUGAAGGCCCUCGUGUCUCGCGGCACUCUCACCGAGCCGGUGCGAGGAGUGGACCUGGGGAUCAUGGUGACUCCGGCCACAAUGUCCCAGCGUACCAGCACCCCCACGGUGGACACCACGUCGCGCUCCACCAGCACCACGAUGGCUUACUUCACAGAGUCCAGCACCAACACGUCUCUGAACGCCACCAAGGAGAAGCACACCAACACCGUGACCAACCUCACCCGGUCCAUUGCCAUAGGGGAGGGUAGAGUCAGAGAUAUGGAAGCCACAGUGAAGACGCGCUCGGUUAGCGUCGGAACGGCAGCAACAGCAGCGUCGUCGGGUGUCGACGCGAUCCACCUUCUUCACAGUUCCGCCGCUGCCAAGGUCACCACACGAGACACGGGGGUGGGGCUCGCCAACGUCCACGAGAACUUCCUGGUGGGACUGAGAACCAGGAACAUCGCGUGCGGCCCGUCCCGCCUUCCGGACCCCGUCACGACCAGGAGCAUCGGGGUCAGCGUGGGCGAUGGUAGGCUCCGGGAUGCGUCUGGACGUUGGCAGACGCUGGUGUUCGCCCAGACCACCCAGACCUCCCCCGUAAAGCCACCCUCACCCGUCACGCUGGUGCUGGAGCCGGGCCUGGAUCAUUACAUCGAGCGCAUGCAGAAGCUGCUGAAGGAUCAGCAGAGCCUGCUGACGGAGAGCCACAGCGACCUGGGAGAGGUGGUGGGGCAGCAGCAGCAGCAGCAUCCGCAGUGGCAGUUCACCUCCAUUAACACCCAACUGGCCAGCACCGUCUCCUGCCUGGACUCUGUGGUGCGACAGGUGGGCGCAGACGAACCACAGUCACCGCGCAAAGGUUCAGGUACCAGUCCAUCUUGUGAAACUGCAGAGAAGUCUCCAGGCAAAAAGAAGAGUGCUCUGGGAGAAAAGAAAUCCUCUGACCUUCUUGGACCGCCUGCUGAGGUCUCUGUCCUGAAGCCCAUCAUCAAGAGGAAAGAUGGCCGCCACAGUGGUGAUGAAGGCAGAAGGAAGACAAAGUCCAAGUCUGCAGGGGUGGGGAGUAUGGCUCUUAGUGAAGACUCCUACUCUGAGGGCUCAGACUCCGAUGGGGCGGCAGUGGAGGCCCCUGCCAUGGCUGAGAAGAGGAGUAGUGGAGGCAGACCAGCAGCUGAGGACAGGAGAAGCCAAGGGAAACCAGACAGGUAUGAACUUAGUGAGAAGACUUUGUCGGCAUGCCACACACUGAAGGCUCAUUUGUGUGAUGGUCAAACCUUAUCCAGCAGAGAGUUGCGGUCGUGCCUGAACGCGCUACACCAGGAGUGGUUUCGUGUGUCGAGCCAGAAGGCGGCGCGGGCGGAGGCGGUGUGGGACUUCCUGUGUGCGGCGCGGCGCGUUUCUCCCAUGGUGCAGCAGCACCUGGCCAACAUGGCCGACGGCAAUGGCAACACUGCACUGCACUACAGCGUCUCGCACUCCAACUUCACCGUGGUGAAGCGCCUCCUGGAGGCUGACGUGUGCAACGUGGACCAGCAGAACAAGGCGGGCUACACGCCCAUCAUGCUGGCGGCGCUGGCUGCCGUGGAGACCAAAGAGGACAUGGGCAUCGUGGAGCAGCUCUUCAGCAAGGGGGACGUCAACGCCAAGGCUAGCCAGGCGGGUCAGACGGCUCUGAUGCUGGCGGUGAGCCACGGCCGCAUGGACAUGGUCCGAGCCCUGCUCAACUCGGGGUCAGAGGUCAACGGGCAGGACGACGAGGGUUCCACGGCGCUCAUGUGCGCUAGCGAGCACGGUCACGCGGACAUCGUCAAGCUGCUGCUGGCCCAGCCGGGCUGCGACGCCACACUGAGUGACAAUGAUGAGAGCACCGCCCUGUCCAUUGCUCUGGAGGCUGGACAUAAGGAUAUAGCCAUGCUGCUUUACGCCCAUGUCAACUUCUCCAAGCUUCAAACGCCGGGCACGCCACGUCUUGGGAACAAACCUGCUCCUCAGAUCCCGUAGGGUGACUGAAUGCUGACGGCCUGGUUUGAACACCCCUGAUCUCUACACAUAUUUGCUGCUACGUGUAUUCUAUGGCAUGACCAAUGAACUGCAAGUAUUUUAAACCCUGGUUUAAGGGCAGUAAUCUUGGGACUUUUGGCUGUGGAAAUCCCCAAUUUUGCUAAAAUCGAAGUUGAUUUUCUUGACAUCGUAAACAUACAGUAUUGUAUGUCAUUAUCAUAAAAUCACAGUAUUUAUAACAUUUUUAACACUUGUAUUGUGUAUGUAUGUCAUGAAUGGCUGAGGAAGGGAUAUUAUUUCCUGACACCAAAUGACAUCCUUUCAUAACUGUACAGCAGCCACCUGGUAGAGGCCAUAUUUUCUUGACAAAUUCACCACACUGCCUACAGCCGUCAUGUGUCUGAUGCCGCCCAAUCCGGAGGGAAGUUUGUUUAUACAGUAUCUGUCUUCUCCUCAGAGGAGGUUCAAAAGCAACAGUUUUUAAGUGUGUUUGUUUGCGCUUGCUAAAUACAUAUACAUGAUAUGUCCUUUUCUUACUAUUUUGUAUCAUCAAUGCGCAGGUAUCCAGCCGUAUGCAAUAAUUAAUACAUUCAGGAAUAAUUCAAAUGUAUAUUUCACAUUGUCAAACGUUACAUCCUGAAACCAUCUACUAUAACAUUACUUUGAACUAUUUUCCAUAAAAAGUUAUUCUUCUGAAGUAAUUAUAAAGUAAUAAAGAUUUCAAUGUACCUCA